This is a messenger RNA of Peromyscus leucopus (white-footed mouse), 813 nucleotides long. It is a transcript of the gene Cebpzos, whose product is annotated as CEBPZ opposite strand. NCBI's taxonomy places the organism in Eukaryota, Metazoa, Chordata, Mammalia, Rodentia, Cricetidae. The transcript has 5 exons. Bases 143 to 385 code for a protein of 80 amino acids. The record is from RefSeq and is a predicted model, not a curated record.
GGCGGGGCGCGGCGGCCGUGCGCGUGCGCCGUCGGGGUGAGCAGGCCUCAGGUCAGCUAAGAAGUUCGUCUAACCGGCUUCCCCAUUCUGUAUCAGACACUAAAAAGCCUUGGUUCCUCCAUUUUUGCUUUGCAAAAAGGUGAUGGCUCGGACCAUGGAACCGCUGGCUAGGAAGAUCUUCAAAGGCGUUCUGGCAGCUGAACUUGUGGGGGUUUUUGGAGCUUAUGUUUUGUUUAGAAAGAUGAACUCCAGCCAAGAUUUCAGGCAAACAAUGAGCAAGAAAUUUCCCUUCGCUUUGGAAGUUUACUACAAAUGCAUUGAACAGUCUGGAAUAUAUGGAGUUAGAGAGGGCGAUCAAGAAAAGUGGUUGCAGAGCAAAAAUUAAGGGUGAGUAGAAUCUUAAUUCACUUGGAAGCUCUCAUUUCCUUUGCCGUCUGGGUUUUUGAGGGAUUUUCAUCUUCUUCUUGAAAUUUUUCUUCUUCUUGAUGAUACUUUUCACGUCUCUGUUGUGCAGCCAAUCAUCACGCUCAGCUUCCCACUUCAGCUGUUUGAAACCUUUAAGGGGAAAAGAAAGACGAGUCCAUGUCACUGUAGACUGGACUCCCACAGAAAGUCCUGAGUGUAACUCAACUUGAGGGCACAUGGCCUGUGGUUUCCCACCCACCGUGAAAACCCACUGUGGGUUCUCUCCUAUAUUUUCUGAGUAUUUUACAAAUGUAAGAAUAGAAACUAGGAACAUUAGAAAUGAUGAAAAAGAUCUUCAAUCAUAGAAGAGCAAACCUUUAGACAAGUCAGAAUAAAACAGACUGACUC